Messenger RNA from Carya illinoinensis, 1360 nucleotides. RefSeq names its product probable membrane-associated kinase regulator 6. The record is from RefSeq and is a predicted model, not a curated record. Lineage: Eukaryota; Viridiplantae; Streptophyta; Magnoliopsida; Fagales; Juglandaceae. The transcript is spliced from 2 exons. Bases 14 to 865 code for a protein of 283 amino acids.
GGAGAAAUAGGAGAUGAAAUUAUUCAUACACACACAUAGUAAAGAUAUGUUACAUUUAUAUACAGUAGGAGGGGCCUUUGCUUGCUAUAAAUUAAACCUUGUUCAUUUUUCCCUUGCUUGUAGUGUUUAUAUUUGUUCUUGUUUUUCCUUCCUCGUAUUCCUUACAUACCUUAAUAGGUCGACAUUCAUGGAAGCCUCACAUCCUCUUUCAAUUGAAAGCUUUUCGUACAGUUGGUUGGUGAACCUGAAACCAUCUGUAGAUUUAAGCCUAGAUAACUCCUUCAGAUCCUCACUGGACGCCUCCGAUGAAGCUUCUUUCAUCGAGAUGGACCCAACAAUGACAGCCUCCAAGAGAUUCUUCAGAAACUCUCAAGAUUUUAAGUUUGACUUCCCUAUUUCGCAGUCUCCUCUCGCUGUUGUUCAUGCAGAUGAGCUUUUCUCCGAUGGCUAUCUUAUGCCUCUUUUUAUGGACACCGGGAAGAUGGAGGCAUAUUAUGAGGCCUCAGAUCAUUCCACUUCUGCUCUGCCAUCGGCCUAUUCCCAUGCACCAAAACUCCUUGUUCCUGCAGCUGAAAAUAAUCCUUAUUGCUCUUCCCUUAGAAGGUCAUGUCGAAGAAUGUCAAAGCACAUCUUUCAAAAGUACUUGGAUUUUCUUAGGCCAUUGCUUCGAAGACUCGGAGGAAACAAAUCAAGAAGUUCUAAAGCUGAAGUUGUUGAUAAGAGACUUAAGAACUGGGCAUACUCGUCUAGAACAUCUCCUCGAAUUAGUGUAGCUUAUCCAUCGGAUCAUCGGCGCAGAUCUUGUGACUCUGAGAGCUCAAUUUACGAGGCAGUUCUCCAUUGCAAAAGAUCCAUAGGAAAAUGAAUGGUGGGUGGUGUCGUACAAAACAAAGAAAUGAAGACCACAAAAGGAAGGGAAGAGGAGGAAGUGGGAAGAAUUAAUUAUGGGAGCAAUUCAAGAUACACAUGGAAAGAGAAUGUUGGAGUGACCAGAAAAUCAUCGGCCACGUGUUCUUUUAUCAUUUUCCACCAUAUUUUUGGGAUGAUAAUGCAAUGGUUUUGUCCUCCAAGGGAGUAGAGAAGCUGUGUGAUGGUCGGCAAUGGAAAUUCUGGCCUUGAGGUAGAUCAGGAACUAGGCCGGGAGAUCUGGUGGUGGUGGGUAUGAUCAGGGAGUGAAGGUUGAAACAUUUUGUACGAAUUUGUAAUUAUGGGAUGUAGCUUAAUUACUUCUGCAAAGGCUCUGCCACCAUUAUUAUUCCUGAUUAGUUUUUACUUGACAUAAAAACUAAAGUUCAUCAAUGUUUUAUACAUUUGUGCAGCCUGGUGUAAUCGAUUUUAAUUGAGGCUAGACAUUUUGACA